Baudoinia panamericana UAMH 10762 is the source of this 790-nucleotide messenger RNA. RefSeq lists its product as uncharacterized. The record is from RefSeq and is a predicted model, not a curated record. Bases 74 to 535 code for a protein of 153 amino acids. NCBI's taxonomy places the organism in Eukaryota, Fungi, Ascomycota, Dothideomycetes, Mycosphaerellales, Teratosphaeriaceae. The transcript has a single exon.
AGAAGACCAGACGACCCCAGAGACCUGCGUCAGACAGUCUCAGACAACAAGCCUGCAAGCAAGCUUGCCAUCCAUGAACCAUCUCCCAGCCCAACAACCAUCGCAGCGGUCCGGACGACACGCAAGGCAGAACCACAUCCUCGUUGGCGGCAUCCUCCAGCUUCUGCUUCGCAACAGCAUAGCAGCCGCCCUAAACCAACGUCGGCCAUGCACCCUCCAGACAUGCAUCAACCUUCGCCAUGCAUUGCUUCAAGACCCUUUCUUCGAUCGCAACCAUCGUCCCGAGGAGCUAGAAACACGCCUUCGCCCCCCGAACAUACAGUUGAUGGACUGUGUUCUACUGAUGGCCAGGCUAAUGCGAGUCUUCAUGUGGGAAGGCUUCGGAGCACUAACGGCGGAGCAGCAGUGUGAGAGAUUGGCUGUGAGAAAUGAAGCGCUCAAUCAGCCAUUCUUCGACAAGGAGAGGGUGGUCAGCGUUCGUGGCAACCCGUUCGUUGACGAUCCUGCUGCUGAAGAUGAGGGAUGCUUUACUUGAGCCAGUGAUGUUUACCCGGGGAUUGCUACGCAGGCAGUAGGAGAUGGUAGUCCAAGCUUAAAACGGAGCGAUUCUGCUGUACUCGAUAUGUUCUGACUCCGGCAAAUUGUACCUUUGCCGGCAAGUGCUGUAUCCUUGCAGGAUGCGCUAGCGGUCCACAAUUCCACGUUGGUGAAAACUUAUGGUGCUGCAGGGUUUACGCUUCCAUAGAAAGUGUGACUGCUGCAAUUUUGGUUCAUCUUGUUCUUGAGGGAA